AUGGCAACUAGUGGGGCAUCAGAGAAGGCUCCUUACUCCUCUUCUUGCUCUUCCACUUGCUCUUCUUCUUCUUCUUCUUCUUCUUCUUCUUCUUCUUCUCAACUUCUAGCCCUAGAGACGGGUGAGGAAGGCCCAAGGGAGAAGUCCUACUCUUCUUCCCAACACCCAGUCUCCAAGGUGAACAAUGAAUCCACAAACAACUCAAAAAAUAUGGUACACAGGCCUACCGAAGAGGAAGAAGGCCCUGCUGUGGAGCGUGAUUCACUCGAGAAUGACGAGGGGAGUCCGAGCCUGGGAGCAAAAGCAGGAGGAAGCCGAGGAACCUCUAGAAUGGCUGAGUUGGGAAUGUCAUAUUCAGUCUGGAAAGCUCGAAGAUCUGCGCUAGUGACUAACGAAGGCCAGUGCUUCCUUGCGAAAUAUAGGGGGACGGACUCGAAAGAAGCUUUAAGGGCCAUGGGAGUGACUGAAGGUGACAAGAAGGGGACAAUAGGGACUGUUGGAGAAGUGGAGAGGAAGAUGGUGGCUGAGAAGAAUUUGGGAAGAAAAUGA
Messenger RNA from Carya illinoinensis, 549 nucleotides. RefSeq names its product putative protein TPRXL. The coding region runs from base 1 to 549 and encodes 182 amino acids. The transcript has 3 exons. The record is from RefSeq and is a predicted model, not a curated record. Lineage: Eukaryota; Viridiplantae; Streptophyta; Magnoliopsida; Fagales; Juglandaceae.